CAUGCCAUUCAAAAAUAGUUCCCUGAUUUUAUUCUCUAUACACUUCUUACUUCAGAAGAUCAGAAUUUUCUUUUUUCAUUACCCUUCCUCGGUGAGAAUGGCAAGGAUUCGGAUUCCUAGCACAAUUGUUAUAAUUUUUGUUACGGUUCAGACUGGAUUCUUACUCUUCAUGUAUGCCCGGUACAGUAGCUUCAUGCCUCAGUCUGAGGAGAAACCAUCACAAGUCCACGUACUUAUUCUCUCCUCUUGGCGGUCAGGAUCUUCUUUUGUUGGUCAACUUUUCAGCCAGCACCCCAGUGUCUUCUACCUGAUGGAGCCUGCAUGGCACGUGUGGGUUACAAUGUACCAGAACAGUGCCAAAGUCUUACACAUGGCAGUGCGGGACUUAGUCAGGUCCGUCUUUCUGUGUGACAUGUCUGUGUUUGAUGCUUACAUGCCUUGGAAAAGAAACUUAUCCGAUCUUUUCCAGUGGGCAGCAAGUCGGGCUCUGUGUUCAGCUCCUGCUUGUGACUCUUUUCAACGUACCGACAUAACCAGUGAACUGGCAUGCAAGACUCUUUGUGGACGGUAUCCAUUCAGCAAGGUGGAAGAAGCCUGUAAAACUUACAGCCAUGUUGUCAUCAAGGAAGUUAGAUUCUUUGACUUGAAGGUCCUAUACCCCCUCCUCACUGAUCCGUCCUUGAAUCUCAAAAUUAUUCACCUGGUCCGUGACCCCAGGGCAGUCGUUAAGUCACGGGAACAAUCGGUGAAAGCAUUAGCCCGUGACAAUGGAAUUGUCUUGAGUACCAAUGGCACUAAAGUGGAAGAUAGCAAAUACAAAGUAAUGCAAGAGGUUUGUAGAAGUCAUGUUCAGAUUUAUGAAACAGCUACUCUAAAACCACCUAAUUUCCUGAAAGAUCGCUAUUUAAUGGUCCGUUUUGAAGAUCUGGUAAGAGAUCCAUUAUCAGAAAUCUCAGAAAUGUAUAAAUUUGCAGAUCUUAGUUUGACUCCCAGGCUCAAAAGCUGGGUUUAUAAUAUCACUCAUGGACAGGGACCGGGGAAAAAAAAAGAAGCCUUCAAAAUAACAUCCCGAGAUGCAGUUAGUGUUUCACAGGCCUGGAGAAAUAUUCUUUCCUUUCAGAAAGUUAAGAAAAUACAGGAAGUUUGCAAAGGUGCUAUAAACAUUCUUGGUUAUCAGCUAGUGGAUUCAGAAAAAGAACAAAGAGAUCUGACAUUGGAUUUGGUGUUGCCAAGACGACAAAAUCAAUUCAGUUGGUCAUCAUUUAAUCCAAAGCACUGAGACAUUUUUGAGAGAUCUGGGGAGUUGGGGCAGGGUAGUUGUUUGAAUAUUUCUAUACUGCACAGCAUAUAGUAAUUGGAAAAUCCUUGGCUGUGACUUUAUCUUUUCGUCUACUCCUUUUCUGUUAAUGUAAGAAGUUUUUUUUUUCCCUGAGUUUUUUACAUAUUAAAAAAAAGAGCAAGAUACUUGGUCGGCCUGUUACUGUGCUGCUCAGAGCAUUAUUUUAAGAAUAUAAUUUAAGCACUUUCUAUUAAAAGAUGGAUUCUCGAAGAUGUCUGUUUAUUGAUAAUACUUCUUUUUUUUUCAUGCUUUAAGUAUUUAAGAAUCACAAUUCUUUGUUUGUAUAUAUGGAACAAAGUAAAUAGUAAAUUCCUUCACUUGACUUUCUUCUUUAAAGUUGUUUUGCAGUUGUAUAUUUUUUUUCAGACUUCUGUUGAUGUUUUAAAUCUUAACAUACAAGUUUUCCAAAAGGUGGGGCAACUGCAGCAGCUGUGUUGUAAAAGGCAUAAAUGGAAACUUCAUUUAUUGAUA
Messenger RNA from Agelaius phoeniceus (red-winged blackbird), 1810 nucleotides. The record is from RefSeq and is a predicted model, not a curated record. Lineage: Eukaryota; Metazoa; Chordata; Aves; Passeriformes; Icteridae.